AUGGGGGCAGAGACCGUGGGGCAGAGACCGUGGGGCAGAGACCGUGGGGGCAGAGACCGUGGGGCAGAGACCGUGGGGCAGAGACCGUGGGGCAGAGACCGUGGGGCAGAGACCGUGGGGCAGAGACCAUGGGGCAGAGACCGUGGGGGCAGAGACCGUGGGGGCAGAGACCAUGGGGGCAGAGACCGUGGGGCAGAGACCGUGGGGCAGAGACCGUGGGGCAGAGACCGUGGGGGCAGAGACCGUGGGGCAGAGACCGUGGGGCAGAGACCGUGGGGCAGAGACCAUGGGGUAGAGACCGUGGGGGCAGAGACCGUGGGGGCAGAGACCAUGGGGGCAGAGACCAUGGGGCAGAGACCGUGGGGCAGAGACCGUGGGGUAGAGACCAUGGGGUAG
Knipowitschia caucasica is the source of this 396-nucleotide messenger RNA. Lineage: Eukaryota; Metazoa; Chordata; Actinopteri; Gobiiformes; Gobiidae. The record is from the annotation of a GenBank genome assembly.